CGUCAGACCGUCUGCCUGCCUCCGACCGCGGUCUCGGAGAGAAACCCGAUCUCCUUGGACUUGAAUGAGGAGGAGGCGGCGGCGGCGAAGGAGGAGGCGCUCGGCUUGGGGAAGCCAGCAGCAGAGGCUCAGCCCCGGCGGCACCGCGCGCCCCGGCUGCCAGCCCAUUUCCCGGACGCCACCCGCGGGCACUGCCGACGCCCCAGGGGCUGCGGAGGGGCGGCCGGGGGGCGCCGGGGAGUGCGGCCCCGCUCACUGAGUCCCGCGGCGCCCCGGAAACUUGGCGGCGUCCCCAGCCCGGCGAGCCGGGGCGCGCCUUCCCCGCCGCGCGCCUUCUGCAUGCGGGGCCCGAGCACCGGGCGCCGGCCGGAGCCCCCCCCGGCCGCCCCCGUGCCCCCUGCGCCCCGCGCUGCGCCGCCACGCCGUCCAUGCACCGCUUGAUGGGGGUCAACAGCACUGCCGCCGCCGCCGCCGGGCAGCCCAAUGUCUCCUGCACGUGCAACUGCAAACGCUCUUUGUUCCAGAGCAUGGAGAUCACGGAGCUGGAGUUCGUUGAGAUCACCAUCAUCGUGGUGGUGGUGAUGGUGAUGGUGGUGGUGAUCACGUGCCUGCUGAGCCACUACAAGCUGUCCGCACGCUCCUUCAUCGGCCGGCACAGCCAGGGCCGGAGGAGAGAAGACGCCCUGUCUUCAGAAGGAUGCCUCUGGCCCUCAGAGAGCACGGUGUCAGGCAGCGGAAUCCCAGAGCCCCAGGUCUACGCCCCACCGAGGCCCGCCGACCGCCUGACCGUGCCCCCCUUCACCCAGCGGGACCGCUUCCACCGCUUCCAGCCCACCUACCCCUACCUGCAGCACGAGAUCGACCUGCCGCCCACCAUCUCGCUGUCGGAUGGGGAGGAACCGCCUCCCUACCAGGGCCCCUGCACCCUCCAGCUUCGGGACCCCGAGCAGCAGCUGGAGCUGAACCGCGAGUCUGUGCGCGCGCCCCCGAACAGAACCAUCUUCGACAGCGACCUGCUUGGCAGCGCCGUGAUGGGCGGGCCCUGUCCCCCCAGCAGUAACUCGGGCAUCAGCGCCACGUGCUACGGCGGCGGCGGGCGCAUGGAGGGGCCGCCGCCCACCUACAGCGAGGUCAUUGGGCACUACCCCGGGUCCGCCACCUUCCAGCACCAGCAGAGCAGCGCGCCGCCCGCCUUGCUGGAGGGGACCCGGCUCCACCACGCACACAUUGCGCCCCCGGAGAGCACGGCCGCCUGGAGCCAAGAGAAAGACAAACAGAAAGGACACCCUCUCUAGGGGCUCCCGGCCGGGCCAGGGCAGCGGUGGGGAAAGAGGCGAAACACUCCGCACUUCUAAAAAGAGAGAGGCAGGGGGGAGGACACACACAAACUGCGGGCAUCACCAUCCCCUCCCCCACCUCUGUAUAAAUAUUUACAUGUUCCGUCUGGUCUGAAUGCACAAGCUAGGAAAGCUUGAAAAAAAAAAAAAAACCUCACACAAAAAAACCCUGUUUCUUUGUUGAGCUGUGUCUUGAAGGCAAAAGAGAAAAAAAAUCCUACCCCAGUCUUUUCUGUUCCUGAUUGAACUGCGUGAACACUUACCUUCUGUUUAUGAUGACUUAACUUUAAAGACAUUUGCACAAAACCUUUGUUUAAAGAUCUGCAAUAUUAUAUAUAUAAAUAUAUAUAAAGUAAGAGAAACUGUAUGUGCGAGGGCAGGAGUAUUUUUGUAUUAGAAGAGUCCUAUUAAAAAAAAAAAGAAGUUGUUUUCUGAACUAGAAGAGAAAAUGGCCAUUUUUACGUGCCAACUCAGAAAGUGUGCAUUACCUUGUAAAGAAAACAAUGACAAAGCAGGGGUUUAGAGUUAUUUAUAUAAAUGUUGAGCUUUUGCACUAUUUUUUAAUAUAAAUAUGUUCGUGCUUGUUUGAUGGAAACUUCUAUCAUGUCUGUCGAGACUCUUAGGAGAGGAACGUCGAGCUCCGACGUCAGGCAGAGGGUGGGCUCCUCGAAGAAUUUGGACGGGGGGCAUCCGGACGGGCCGCUUGCCUUUAGAAGCUUUGUCAAGUGACAGGUGAUUUCACCUGGUGACACAUUCCCUCCCGAAGGGGACAUACUUGUUUCCCCUCUGGGUCAGAACAGCCUUUGGCUCGCACGAAAUAGGAAAGUUAUUCGAGGCACCAAGUACCAGGUGGUGGCUUUGGCUUUUCCCCCAAAUGAAAAUAAACUGUUACUGAAGGAA
Molecule: messenger RNA, 2237 nt
Organism: Artibeus jamaicensis (Jamaican fruit-eating bat)
Lineage: Eukaryota; Metazoa; Chordata; Mammalia; Chiroptera; Phyllostomidae
Gene: PMEPA1
Product: prostate transmembrane protein, androgen induced 1
Exons: 4
Coding region: 429-1295 (288 amino acids)
Biological process (GO): negative regulation of transforming growth factor beta receptor signaling pathway
Cellular component (GO): Golgi membrane; early endosome membrane
Molecular function (GO): R-SMAD binding
Source: RefSeq, a predicted model, not a curated record